Messenger RNA from Blepharisma stoltei, 288 nucleotides. The record is from the annotation of a GenBank genome assembly. NCBI's taxonomy places the organism in Eukaryota, Ciliophora, Heterotrichea, Heterotrichida, Blepharismidae.
AUGCAAAAAUUUGGUAUAGUGUUAGGCCGGGAAAAUUUUUUUUUUUUUUUCGCAAUAGGCUUAGGCCGAAAAAAGAAGAAACAAAAAAAUUUAAUAGGGUUAGGCCGAUUUUAUAUAUAUUUUCUUAAUAAUUUUUUUCGGCCUAACUCGCUAAAACAAAAAAAAAAAAUUAUUUUUCUCAGCCUAAAUCUAUUGCAACAAAAAAAAAAAAAAUUUUCCGGCCCUAAAACACUAUACCAAAUUUUUGCAUCAGGCCUAUCUCUAUUUUUUUUCUGUGAUCCGGCCUAA